GUAACGCUGUAACAAACUAUCGAUACCUUCGCUUAUUUCAUAAUUAUAACUAGCCUAGUAUCUUAGAUACUGUCUUUGUAUUGUAGCACUUGCAGUCAAUACGAAUAAUACAUGUAGCUACACAUUUGGUUGCUUUCGAUAAUGAUAAUUGUGUUUACAAUGUAUCUAUUUUGAGCGAAGGAACACACGAAUUAUGGUUUUAGUCAGUAAUGUAUUGCGUGCGUGCGUGCAUGUGCAUGAUCACGUGUUUAAUGCGACCGCCUUCAAGACUGGUUCAAACUCGUAUCUAUCCACGGACGACAACCUUAUUGAAAUUCACCAGUCACUGCAGCAGUUUUGCUUUGACUGACAGAGCGAGACAGCAUUCCACUUGAAACCUCUUGUGGACAAAGCUAUUCUCGUGCUAUGGGUAGUUUCUGUCUCCUAAGAAGUCGGUGUCUCCCCCGCCAGGUCGGCCUACCAUUGGUCAUGCAUCGGCAAUACAGCCUCGAUAUUUCCGCUCAGCUUCUCCGAACGCAGGGCUAUGUGAACGGGCAAUGGAUCAAUGCUCCCUCUACCUUCCCAGUGCUGGACCCAGCGACGGGGGAAGAGAUUGCGAAAGUCGCCGACUGCGGCCCAGCAGAAGCUAAACUAGCUGUGGACGCAGCCUACAAGGCAUUCUACUCCUGGAAGCAACACACAGCGAAGGAAAGAAGUGUCCUUCUACGGAAAUGGUACGAUCUGUUGACGUUGAACAAGGAGGACCUUGCUAAGCUGAUCACCUUUGAGUGUGGUAAGCCCAUGAAGGAGUCCCUGGGGGAGAUUGCUUACGCUGCUGGCUUCUUGGAAUGGUUCUCUGAGGAGGCGCGCCGUGUCUACGGGGAUGUUGUGCCCUCGGCUGCCAAGGACCGUAAGAUCCUUCUGCUCAAACAACCUGUGGGUGUGGCCUCAAUCAUCACUCCGUGGAACUUCCCCAGUGCUAUGAUCACCAGGAAAGUGGGUGCUGCCCUGGCCGCGGGCUGCACCGUCGUGGUGAAACCUGCCGAGGACACACCCCUCUCUGCCCUGGCGCUCGCUGAGCUGGCAAGUCAGGCCGGGAUCCCUGCGGGGGUGUUUAACGUGGUUCCCUGCUCCAGAGAGAAGACUCCCUCUGUUGGGAUGGUCCUCUGCACAGACCCCCUGGUGGGGAAGGUCUCCUUCACUGGAUCCACUGCCACUGGAAAGAUUCUCUUGAAGCACGCUGCCGACACCAUCAAGAGGGUUUCAAUGGAGCUGGGUGGCCAUGCCCCCUUCAUUGUGUUUGACAGUGCGGAUGUGGACAAGGCUGUGGCGGGAGCCAUGAACUCCAAGUUCAGGAACUCAGGACAGACAUGUGUCUGCUCCAACCGUUUCCUGGUCCAGAGUAAGAUCCACGAUCGCUUCAUAGAGAAGUUGGGGAAGGCCAUGGACGCAGAGCUCCGUCUGGGCCACGGCUCUGACCCAAACACCACCCAGGGACCCCUCAUCAAUGUCCGUGCCUCUGAGAAGGUGGAGCACCAGGUGAUGGAUGCAGUGUCGCGGGGGGCCAAGGUGCUAAGGGGGGGGAAGCGUCUGGACGGCUCGUUCCAUCAGCCCACUCUAAUGGUUGAUGUCACUACAGACAUGCUGUGUACCAGAGAGGAAACCUUCGGUCCUCUCCUGCCUGUCAUCAGGUUUAGCACAGAGGAGGAAGCACUUGCCAUUGCCAAUGCAUCUCAUGUGGGUUUAGCAGGGUACUUCUUCUCCCAGGACGUCAGUCAGAUCUGGCGGGUGGCGGAGAAUCUGGAGGUAGGCAUGGUGGGGGUGAACGAGGGUCUCCUCUCCACCCCAGAGGCCUCCUUCGGCGGGGUCAAACAAUCAGGCCUGGGCCGUGAGGGCUCCAAGUAUGGCAUUGAGGAGUACCUGGACGUCAAGUACAUGUGCUUUGGAGGGCUAACCCCCUGAGGGAACACUACCCCCCCCCAAACUCCGGGACUUCCCCAAGUAGGAAGCGAUGAUUUUGGGAAAAGGGAGGACUCUUAUGCUCUAGUAACAGUUACUUACUCAUAUUUAACAUAAAAAACAACAACAAUAAUGGAUGACAAUCGUCAAAUAUGAUUCCUUCACAAAUUAUUGUGAGUCUGAUCCGCAUCCUCAUUGAGAGCCUUCAUCACUCUGCCGAGAAAUCCAUGUUGCAUGGUUUCCUCUCCUUAUCCUCUCUGACAACUGGUCUAUAAGAACUGGUGAAGGGAAAGCAAUAUGGUGACAACCCAAACCAGUUAUCCAUGUUAGUUAAAAUGAGAGUUAAAGACCUAGUGCAGUCUAAAACAUGAAUUUUCUGUUUUUUAUAUAUAUAUAUUUCCACACUGAGGUUGAAUCAAUUUUGUGAAAAGGGUGAUCAUGCCCUUUUAGUUUAACAGCUGUUUGGAAAGACCGCCUGAAGUUUUUGCCUGCCUGGUGACAUCACCAGAUGGUAAAUUGGUUAAUAGACCAAUAAGAAAGAGUUCCAAACCUCUCUGCCAAUAACCACUCAUUUUCAGUUUCCCCCUCCUCACUCAGGCCACUCCCAGCCAAUCUUAGCAAAAUUCUUGUUUGAGAAAUUGCUCUUUGCUAAGAAGCUAUUUUUGUUCGUUUUGUUUUCAAUUAAAAUGUUCAAAAUCACAGUAAGGUACUUGUUACCCAGAUAUUAUUUGAUGUUGAGAUAAAAAUGGCUGCAUUGGAACUUUUUAAGGGUAGCCCCUUAAAAAGGAGGAUAGGAAGCCACAAUAGUAUUUGGACACAACCCCAUAGACGUCUCCAACCUGUGGGAUCCCAUAACGAUUUGGACCUUUAGGGCUGAAUCAUAUGUUGAGAUACAAAUGAACAAAUGUGUGUUCUCAAUGUAGGAUUGGGCCCUUAAUGAGAAGCACUAUAUAACUUGAAGCCUAGCAUAGAGUUGGGUAGAUUUAAUAAGCACAUCAUUUGCAAAUACUGAGAUUAUUAAUAUGCACAAGAGACUUAAUCUGUUUUUAAUAGGAAGAUUAUUUAUAAUUUGGCUAUUUUCUAGAAAAGGGAGCUUGGCUGUAUCCAGAUGCCAGUUGUAUUACAUAUGUCACUUGAUAAUAGUGUGGUGAAAUUGUGAAUGACACUAUUUUGGUAACCGUUGAGGAAUAGCUUUUUUGGGCUAAGCAGUUAGAAUGAAAUGUACUGUGUAACAUCCUCUGUAAAUAGUUAACUGUCCUAACUACUAAACCUAUUGUAGACCAUGCCACUACAUUAGUACAGGUUAUGUUGUCGUUGGUAACUAUUAUUCCCACAUACAAUAUAUUAUCCAGUAGAGCUGCCUUUGAUAUUCAGACAGUUUGUACCACCUAUGUGCUGUAUCUGAACCUGCAAUGUAAAUGUUGUAGUGUUCUCUGAAACUGAAGUAAUGUUUCUUGCCAAACUUUGUCAAACAAGUGCCGUUUGAAUAAUUUUACCAAUUCUGUUUUCUGGUUGUGACACUCAUUGUAAAUAUUAAUGGAGUACUUCAGAAAAUGUAAAAUAAAUGACUGUGUUACUUUGUUUGUCAAA
Molecule: messenger RNA, 3528 nt
Organism: Salvelinus namaycush (lake trout)
Lineage: Eukaryota; Metazoa; Chordata; Actinopteri; Salmoniformes; Salmonidae
Product: succinate-semialdehyde dehydrogenase, mitochondrial-like
Exons: 10
Coding region: 406-1941 (511 amino acids)
Biological process (GO): GABA catabolic process
Molecular function (GO): succinate-semialdehyde dehydrogenase (NAD+) activity
Source: RefSeq, a predicted model, not a curated record